Molecule: messenger RNA, 2442 nt
Organism: Mus pahari (shrew mouse)
Lineage: Eukaryota; Metazoa; Chordata; Mammalia; Rodentia; Muridae
Gene: Eif1ad
Product: eukaryotic translation initiation factor 1A domain containing
Exons: 6
Coding region: 528-1058 (176 amino acids)
Biological process (GO): translational initiation
Cellular component (GO): nucleus
Molecular function (GO): translation initiation factor activity; RNA binding
Source: RefSeq, a predicted model, not a curated record
UUUCUCCAGCGGCCCUUCCGGUCUGUGGGAUCGAGGCCUCCGAGGAGAAUGCGUUUUCCUGCCCCGCACUCGGAACUUAGGCUUGCCUCCCUUCCUGGAGGGAAGAGUUAAAGGGACGGACAAAAAGGGGGCGGGACAUCCGGAAGGCCUCUGAGAGCCCCGGAAGCGCAAUUCCCGGCGCGGUUUCCUCAGUCAGGUCUGUCACCUCAGACCCGCCGACGGGAGGGAGGAACACCGGAGGGUUGGGGCCGAGCGUCCAGACCGGCGCUACCGUCGGGGCCACCUGCAGGUCGCAGUUGUCUGCUCUUUGGUCCCUCGCUCCCGAGGUGCGUCGUGGACGAGCUGCUGUCGCCGUCAUCCUGGAGAGCGGAGCGCGCUGGCGUGGCGCCGAGCGGGGCGAGGCGGCACUUUUUGGUAUAAGGCUGCUUCUCUUGAAAGCAGUCCUGGCUUCUAAGACUGACAUCCAAAUAAUUCUGGAAGAAGAGCUGACAGUCGGUGCACCCUAACAACCCUGGACAGAAACCAGCAUGUCUCAGGCCAGCAAGAGGAAGCAUGUGGUGCAGGAGGUGCUGGGGGAGCACAUGGUGCCUUCUGACCAACAGCAGAUAGUGAAAGUCCUCAGGACUCCUGGGAACAAUCUGCAUGAGGUGGAGACAGCACAGGGGCAGCGCUUCCUGGUGAGCAUGCCCUCCAAAUACCGCAAGAACAUCUGGAUCAAGAGAGGGGACUUCCUCAUUGUUGACCCUAUUGAAGAAGGGGAAAAAGUGAAGGCUGAGAUCUCUUUUGUGCUCUGCAAGAACCAUGUCCGCUCUCUCCAGAAGGAGGGUCACUGGCCUGAGGCCUUCUCUGAGGUAGCUGAGAAACAGAACAAUAUGAACAGAGAGAGUCAGCCAGAACUCCCUGCUGAGCCACAGCUGUCAGGGGGAGAAGGGUCGAGUUCUGAAGAUGAUUCUGACCUCUUUGUCAACACCAAUCACAGACAGUAUCAUGAGAGUGAGGAGGAGAGUGAAGAAGAGGAGGAGGAGGAGGAAGAGGAGGAGGAGGAGGAGGCAGCCUGAGCCCCAGGACCCACUUCUCUACUUGCUCAGGGACUACCCCUUGGCUUUUCUGGGCUUGGACAUUCCCAGGGUGCCCUGCAGAUCUUUUCCUUUGGAUGGGGACAAAGAUGGUCCCUUUCUAACUGACCUAAAAGAAUUAAACCCCUGGUGGGUGAUGACUUACACUGGUGUCUGAGUGGCUCUCUGUGGAGGGAAACUCAUGGUGAAGUGAAGUCUCUUUGGUGGUGGAAGCCUUGGUCACGUGUGGGUAGAAUGGGAAGGAAGUGGUUUGGCCAGACUCUGCUGCGUGUGUCUGGUUCACAGUACCUCUCUGUACACUUUAUGCCUCACUCUACGCUGUGCCUUACUGGGUCUUCCCUCAUACCUGCUUACCGUCAGUAGUGAUUCCAAUAGUUAAGCCUGUUGCCUAGGAUCUAAUACUCACUUGUCUCUUAAGCACUGCUCAGGGAAAACCUCUUGGUGCCUUGUUGUCCCUUACUGCAACAGUGCCUACUACCUGCCAUGCAAACAUGACCCAUGUACCCUGUCCGUUUCUCUUCACCUUAGCCACCUGUCAUUUCCAGAAUGUGUCUGUGGUCAGGAUAACCUCCUUACCGUCUCCUGGUUUUUUAAUUUUUCCAACUUCCUCAGGGUAUUAAUUUCCUGUAAUCUUGAGAUGGUCUCUAAUGUAGGUUUGCUUGGGAAUCACUGUGUAGCCUAGGCUAACCAGCUCAGUGGCUGUCCUGCCUCACAGGCAUGAACCUGUGGGGCUCCUAACCUUUUAUUAGAGGCUAGUGUAACGCCCUUACCCUUUGUACCUCAGCAUCAAAAGGCUGAUCAUGGUGACUCAGACCUCUGCUCAUGACUGCCUCCAUUACUUUCAUUGCCUUAAUUCACAGAUCUUCAGUAGCCCAGGUACUCAGUAAACUACGAGCGUCUGAGAACUGUGUCCUCACUUAUUGGGAGGCUUUUGCUUCUGGCUAUACACUGCUGAAUCCCAUUGAAAUUGACCUCUCAGCUCAGUCUUGCUCCAUCCCACAGUGGACCUCUUCAACCCUGUUGCCCACUCCUAGUGUGUGUGUGUGUGUGUGUGUGUGUGUGUGUGUGUGUGUGUGUGUGUGUAUUUUUUCCACGUGCACUUGUUUGGAGCCUUCCUUUUGUUUUCUAAGGGAUUUUGUUUUUCUGUUGUGGGUAGUUGGUUGAGUGUGGAGGCAUGUAUUAGCUUCAUAUGCUAUAUAGAAUUAUUUUUGAACAAGAAAUCUUAUGAUCACACCCUCUCUGGCUUUCAUUUAUGUUCGUCAUGUUUGCUUUUUGUGAUAGUAAAUGUAUACUUGGGUAUACACAUGUAUAAAAUACGGAUGUAUAUACAUGGAAAAAUAAACUAGAUGGGUUAAAGACGAACCUA